AUUCUAUUAACCUAGUCGCAUUCUAAUUCAACAACUUUUUCCGUCCUUGAGAAAACCCUCCACAACGACCUGCCAACUUCACGAUAUCUCCAAUACCUAUCGUUGAACAGACAAAAUGGCUCGCGGACCGAGAAAGCACCAGAAGCGCUUGAGCGCCCCCUCCCACUGGCUUCUUGACAAGUUGUCCGGUGUCUACGCCCCCAAGGCUUCCGCCGGUCCCCACAAGCUUCGCGACUGCAUGCCCCUCAUCGUCUUCAUUCGCAACCGUCUGAAGUAUGCCUUGAACUACCGCGAGACCAAGGCCAUCCUCAUGCAGCGUCUCGUCAAGGUCGACGGCAAGGUCCGAACCGAUAUGACCUACCCUGCCGGCUUCAUGGACGUCAUUACCAUCGACAAGACCGGCGAGCACUUCCGCCUUAUCUACGACACCAAGGGCCGCUACACAAUCCAUCGAAUCCAGACCGAGGAGGCCGAGUACAAGCUGGGCAAGGUCAAGCGAGUGCAACUUGGCAAGGGCGGAAUCCCAUUCUUGGUCACGCACGAUGCGAGAACCAUCCGUUACCCUGACCCUGCUAUCAAGGUAAACGACACCGUCAAGAUUGAACUAGCCACCGGCAAGGUCACCGACUUCAUCAAGUUCGACACUGGCGCCAUUGCCAUGGUUACCGGUGGUCGUAACAUGGGUCGUGUCGGCGUCAUCACCCACCGUGAGCGCCACGAUGGUGGUUUCAACAUCGUCCACAUCAAGGACGCUAUCGACAACACCUUCGCCACCCGUGAGAGCAACGUCUUUGUCAUCGGCUCCGAGAAACCCUGGGUCUCCCUGCCCAAGGGACGCGGUGUCAAGCUCACCAUUGCCGAGGAGCGUGACCGCCGCCGUGCUCAGGCCCUGGCUGGUCACUAAGCAUCUUCUAGUAAUGAAACAAAAAGGGAUCUGGCAGAGGGUUGAUUUUCACAACGCAUGGGAACUGGCGUCUAUGGCAUACCAAUUCGCUCUUACCGAAUGAGUAAGAUUCGUGGUUUAGGUCAAUGAUGAAUGAGAAUUAAUUGACCCUGAUCCUGCACUGUUGUGGCAUCUGCA
Annulohypoxylon truncatum is the source of this 1081-nucleotide messenger RNA. Its product is annotated as ribosomal family S4e-domain-containing protein. Gene Ontology annotation, biological process: translation. The transcript has 3 exons. Lineage: Eukaryota; Fungi; Ascomycota; Sordariomycetes; Xylariales; Hypoxylaceae. Gene Ontology annotation, cellular component: ribosome; cytosolic small ribosomal subunit. Bases 116 to 904 code for a protein of 262 amino acids. The record is from RefSeq and is a predicted model, not a curated record. Gene Ontology annotation, molecular function: RNA binding; structural constituent of ribosome.